Molecule: messenger RNA, 826 nt
Organism: Uloborus diversus
Lineage: Eukaryota; Metazoa; Arthropoda; Arachnida; Araneae; Uloboridae
Exons: 2
Coding region: 115-567 (150 amino acids)
Source: RefSeq, a predicted model, not a curated record
GAGGUGGAAAAUUUUGCAAACGUUAACGAUUUCAGCAAGAAUCUUUAGGACUAAAUUUCAUAUAAAUAGAAAACUGACACCAGAUGAACCUAUCUCCCACUGGAUACUGCAAACAUGAAGUCCUACUUUGCUACUCUGCUCGUUCUCGUUCUUCUCGUUUCGUUGGCCGCUGGUCAACCCACAUCGAAUAAAAGAGCUGCGCCUUCUAAAAACAAAGAUCGAUACAGUAGUUCCUCGGGAGAUGAUUCUGAUGGAGCUAGCUCAGGUGCCGGUGCAUCAGCAAAUAGUGGAACCGGAAGCGGUCAAGGGGUAGGAAGUGGAGCAGGAUCAGGAAGUGGAGCAGGAUCAGGAAGUGGAGCAGGAGCUGGAAGUGGAGCAGGAGCUGGAAGUGGAGCAGGAGCUGGAAGUGGAGCAGGAGCUGGAAGUGGAGCAGGAGCUGGAAGUGGCGCAGGAUCUGGAAGUGGCGCAGGAGCUGGAAGUGGCGCAGGAGCUGGAAGUGGCGCAGGAUCAGGCAGUGGAGCAGGCGCAGGAAAUGGACAAGCAGGAAGUGGAUUCGGUUCAGCAUAAAGAAAUGCACUCGGUUCAGGAACUUGAAAGUUUAGUAUUGUAAGCUUACUCAAGAAUUGAAGAGUAGCCAAAUAAAUAUGAAAAAGGUGUUAAUGCAGAGAAUAGUUUAUUUCUAAAGUUAAAGAUAAUAUAAUAUAUGGUUUUUGCACUCAAAGAGGAUCUAAACGAAUACAUCAAUGUUCUCCACGCAACUUUAUAGCAACUUUUGUCUCAAUACUUAUAUGUAUAACCAGCUACAUUAAAACCUGCAUUGACACUA